Molecule: messenger RNA, 1143 nt
Organism: Aethina tumida (small hive beetle)
Lineage: Eukaryota; Metazoa; Arthropoda; Insecta; Coleoptera; Nitidulidae
Product: protein spaetzle-like
Exons: 2
Coding region: 392-1045 (217 amino acids)
Biological process (GO): central nervous system formation; innate immune response; regulation of Toll signaling pathway
Cellular component (GO): extracellular region
Molecular function (GO): growth factor activity; Toll binding
Source: RefSeq, a predicted model, not a curated record
GCAUAGAUUCGUGCAGUGAAAGUUGAAGAGUGUCAAGAAAAUGGAGCACUACGCUCUAAUGCUGACAAGUAUCACUUCCAAAGUUGAAUUGCGGCGCCAGCCAUCGUGUCAGAUGGUACUAAAAUAUGAUGAACACCGCCUUGAAAGAUUUUAUCCCAUAAAAUAAUAUUUUAUUUGCAACAACUUUUAACUAUUAUAAGUAGUUGUAAUAUUAUAACAUUAUUUUAAUCAAAUAUCAAUUGAAAUAAUAAACUAUUAUGCACUUUACCUAAAUACAAUACCGAGAUUACCUAGAUCCAGCUAAUUUAAUCACAUUAUUACAUAUCAUUAUUUUACCUCCGAUUGUCAAUAUAUAAAGUUGGGAAAAACAUUGAAAAUUUUAGGCAUUAAAAUGAGGGGAAUUCUCAAAUUUUUGGUAUUUGCCACGUUCAUUACUCGCAUGAUGCAGCUGCCUAGUGCACCGUCAAAUAUGUUCAGUCUUCGAAUGAACAAAAGCUCACGCGAUGCCAUCACAUUCCCGGAAGAAGACGAAAUAAUCGCUCCGAGAAUCGAAGACCUGACAAAAUGCUCCAACGGACGUACAUAUUGCGAAACCUUCGACAAGUAUCCAACCAGUCACGUAAAAUACGUGAUGCGGGAGAAUCCGGUUUACAAAGCUCUCUUCGGCGAAGAGGAAGAGAGCGAAUUUAUAACUAGAAGAGACGAAGAGGAAACGUUCCUUUGUAAGUCGAAGGUCGAAACCAUCUUCCCGAAAGUUGGUAAAAAUAUCAACAACGAAUGGAGGUUCAUCAUAAAUCAAAAGGACGACGGAUUUGUGCAGGGUAUACGAGUGGAGACCUGCAAAUCGGAGGAUUUGCCCUGCGACAUUAUCGGCGAAAUGUCCGCCGUUUACGUAACAAAAUGCAAACAGAAGUACGUGCGUCGACGGAUGUUGUCUUUGACGAACCAAGGUGAACCUGUUCCGGACACGUUCCUUAUGCCGUCAGCAUGUUGUUGCUCGUACAAAAGUGCAUAUCAUUUCAUGUUCAAAGGGGCCCUGGGGUGACGGCGAUAAAAUAGACAAUAGUUUGGACUAGAGAGGCCAAGCGGUACUCUGUUUUUUAAUGAUAAAUUGUAUAUAAUUUAUAUUAUCAAUAAAAAUAA